GGGAUGAAUUGGAUGUUCGAGAAGAUCUUAUUGUGGUGGUGAGUAUAAAAGAAGGAGCGACCGACUCUAGUGUUUCCUACAUUACAACUUACAACUCGUUACUUGUUAUUUCUACUUUCAGCAGAACUUGAUUCUCGAGACCUCACUUUAGCCUUCGAAGCUCUACUCACGAAUCCAAUCCAGAAGUAGAGAUCGUCCAAGCCACAGAUCAUUUCAUCUUUGCAACCAUGACUUCAUCUUCCACCAAGCUGAAGAUCGUCUUCGGCGCCAUGACGAUUGGCAAGGAGAACACACUUGGUGCAAGAGUCUACACCAAAGAAGGGGCCAAUGCUCUCAUUGACCUCUUUCAAAAGCACGGUCACAAUGAAAUUGACACUGCCCGCGUCUACGGCUUCGGAACCACCGAACAGAUCCUCGCUGAAACUGACUGGGAGAAGCGAGGUAUCGUCAUGGACACUAAGCUCUACCCAAACAGAGGUGGUCCUCUGAGUGACAUGGAGGUCUACGAUCACACUCCUGAAGAUGUCCGUCGAGGCCUGAUGGAUUCACUGAAAGCUUUGAAUUGCAAGAAAAUCGACAUGUUCUACCUCCAUGGUCCAGACAGGAAGCACCCAUUCGAAGACACCUUGAGAGAAGUCAAUAAGUUGCACCAAGAAGGAUACUUCACCAGAUUCGGUGUCAGCAACUACCAGUCCUGGGAAGUUGCAAAGAUCUGCGAGAUCUGCGAGAAGAACGGGUGGAUUAAGCCAACUGCCUAUCAAGGCAUCUACCAUGCUCUCCAACGAUCUAUUGAAGCAGAGCUGUUCCCUUGCUUGAGGCACUAUGGUAUCGCUCUUUACGCCUUCCAACCCCUUGCUGGAGGAUUCUUGACGGGACGCUACACACGUGAUCAAGAAGACUUCGAGCCUGGAUCUCGAUUCGAUCCCAAGAAAUAUCAAGGCACCCUACAUCGAGGCAGGUACUGGAAUGAUAGCUACUUCGAUGCGUUGGAUAUUAUCAAGCCUGCAGCUGAGAAACAUGGGUUGACGAUCGCUGAGGUAGCGAUGAGGUGGAUUGAGCAUCAUUCUACGAUGAAAAAGGAAUUUAACGAUGCAAUUAUCAUUGGAGCAAGUAGUACGAAGCACUUGGAGGAGAAUUUGAAGGAUCUGGAGAAGGGUCCUCUGCCAGAGGACGUGGUUGAGGUGCUUGAGGCGGCUUGGUUGAAAACGAAAGGUGUUGCACCAAAGUAUUGGCAUUGAGUUGCGGCAGGAAGUAGAAGGGGAUCAGGAUGAUGCCAGCAUGAUGGAAGCUUUUAGGCAUUCAUAAAUGCGAAGCGUUUCGUCGAAGACUUAAGGACUACCAGCCUUUAAGUAUCAAAAGCAAUCAUCUCAAGCUUGUUUAGGCGAGGCGCAAGUCAGCGAUGAUAUUCCCAACAUCACCUUUCGUCAUUCUCCACAAAGCGUAUUCAUUAUCGGGUGCUGUAUAGUUACAAUGAUCAAUUCUUCUUGAACAAUGAGACA
Molecule: messenger RNA, 1499 nt
Organism: Mollisia scopiformis
Lineage: Eukaryota; Fungi; Ascomycota; Leotiomycetes; Helotiales; Mollisiaceae
Product: Aldo/keto reductase
Exons: 2
Coding region: 228-1238 (336 amino acids)
Source: RefSeq, a predicted model, not a curated record